AUGAAGAUGAUCAAUCGCCCACUAUACAUAUUUCUUGUUUCCUUAAGUGUAACAGCAAGCACGGAACAAAACGAAUAUAUAUACAAAACAUAUGAAAAUCUUCCCGUUUUUCUUAAAACAGGAGCAUUGAAAGGCGUUAUUGAUACCUUCGUUGCUCUCGACAGUGCAACCAAACAGGAAAUUGUUUCCGCUGCUACACAAUUCGGUAAAGACCAUAAUAAAACUCAUUAUUACGAAGUCAUUUUCAAUACCAGCAUGGAUCUUUUCAAGGCUAUGGAUAAUGCUGUGAAGCAGUACACAAAAAAGGUUGAAAAACUAUUUAGCUCAAAAGCUAGGAAAUAUGGAAUGCUUUUCACCGUUAUCUUGGAAUGUCUGUUACAUGUAUUAUUCGAAUCCGAGGAUUUGUCAUUGAUUAAUGUAAUGGUCCAGCAGUGGGCACAACAGUUUGCAAAACUUGAUGAGUGGGCACAGAGCAGCUUCAAAAAUGAAUUUGCUCACUUGGCGCGUGACCUGCAAGAUUUGGCAAACUCUCUCUCGAAAGGCAACAAGUCUCUUGAUUCAGCUCCCAGCUUGCUAUAUAGCUAUGAUGGUAGUAUUUGA
Necator americanus (New World hookworm) is the source of this 600-nucleotide messenger RNA. RefSeq lists its product as uncharacterized. NCBI's taxonomy places the organism in Eukaryota, Metazoa, Nematoda, Chromadorea, Rhabditida, Ancylostomatidae. Bases 1 to 600 code for a protein of 199 amino acids. The transcript is spliced from 7 exons. The record is from RefSeq and is a predicted model, not a curated record.